Caenorhabditis auriculariae is the source of this 1268-nucleotide messenger RNA. The record is from the annotation of a GenBank genome assembly. NCBI's taxonomy places the organism in Eukaryota, Metazoa, Nematoda, Chromadorea, Rhabditida, Rhabditidae.
AUGACAACGCGCGCCCCCACGUGGCGAAGGAGAUCCAGCAGAAGUUGGCGACGCGCGGCUGGGAGACGGUAUUCUUCGGACCUCGCUUCCUCCGAUUACCACUUGCUCCGCCCGCUCAAGCACCAUUUGGCCGGAAGAAAAUUCGCCAACUACGACAACCUCAAAUCCGACUUCGCAGACUUCUUCGAAACGCAGCUCCGGAGUUUUGGGCGAAGGGCAUCGGCGACGAUCGUUGGGCCAUUGUCGUGGAUAACUGUGGUUAUUAUAUUGUUGAUUAGACUUGUUUUUCAUUGAGGUUGAAAGAAAAACUGAAAAUGGUGAAAUUUUGUGACGAAUUAUUGGACAACCUGAUAUUUUUUAAAAGCACAUCACCGUGUUCAAAGUGAAACUCAAAGUAGCCGCCAGCGAAGCAAAAUAUAACUGAAUCUCGUGAAAAUUACUUUGGACACGGUAUGUGCGAGAGCGUCGCAGUGCAUGCACGCAACACACGACACUUUACAGAGAAACGUAAACUGGCGUCGUCGGAAAAACGCCGUGGGUUCGUAACCUCGUGACGCAUUACAUUUUUGUCGAUUAUCACAGUUUAUUUCUAAGUUCACAGAGGGAAUAUGCUGAGGUAAUUUUUUCAGUCUUCACAAGGACGGCACUGGAACUUGCGAUUCACGACGGCUUUCUCUGACCCGGCACAGCAAGUUUGGCGAGGAAAGAGACAGUAGUCGAAAUUGCAACGGGCCAAUCGCUCCCGUGUGCCCCCGGAGAAGAGCCGCCGACAACGUCGCCCGCCGUGCCGUCUGGAUCCCGCGCGACGAAGAGCCGCCGAAAACGUCGAAAGCCGACCUGCUUCCACUGAAGAUCAUGCUCUGCUGCUGGUGGACGCCAAGGGCAUGCUGUACUUCGAGCUGCUCCCGCAAGGCAGGACGGUCACCGCCUCCAUCUUCACCGAUCAGCUCGAGGAACUAGCCGGCGUCAUCGGAGAAAAGCGUCCCCGACGUGCCUUGGUCUACCUUCUGCCCGACAACGCGCGCCCCCAAGUAGAGAAGGAGACUUAGCAGAAGUUGGCGACGCUCGGCUGUGAGACGGUUUCCGGGCCUCGCCUCCUUCGACUACAACUUGUUCCGUCCGCUCGAGCACCGUUUGGCCGGAAGAAAAUUCACCAAUUACGACAGCCUAAAAUCCGACUUCGCGGACUUCUUCGAGUCGCAGCCCCCGGAGUUUUGGGCAAAGGGCAUCGGCGACCAGCUCAAUCGAUGGGCCAUUGUCGUGAAUAA